AAUUUGGCACGUUAAGAACGUUACAGUAGUUAUUAAGGCUUUAACGUAGUUAAUUGGUUACCGUAGAAAGAUACAUUUGACAUUAGUUUUAUACUCAACAUCUCUUCUGUUUUAUUUGAGGUCGCUACGAAAGCUUGCUUUGAUUUUACCGGAGAAAAUGAUUUGGCGCUGCAUAAUUUGUUAUGUGUUUGUGGCUCUUACUCUCAAAUCUUUAUUGAGUCACAUAAAUUCUGCACAUAGUCGUAGUCCAGAUUUCCGUCUGGUUUGUGGAAUAGAUGGGUGCACUAAAGAGUACCGAGUCUACAACUCUUUUUGGUAUCACAUCAGACGAACACACUCACAAUAUCUAGACGGCGUGAGUAGCAGCAGAUCACAUCGGAGAGAGAGAUCAGCACAACACGAGGCAUCCGGUGAACCUAGAAAAACGGACAGCAACAACUUGUGGACAUAUAGUGAACGAACGCUGGAGGCUCAGGAUACUUGGAAGUCAAGUGACAGUCCGGAUAAUGAAAAGACACUGGAAAAUAGUGUGGAUUUGCAAACCUCUCUUCUUGUUCCUGUGGAACAUUUUGGUGAUUUUGAUGCUUUUGACACUGGUGAAUCAGUUUUCUCUGGCUUAAGCAGUAACACCGUUUUGCGGUCUCAUCCGAACCUGGAAGCACAGGAUGUCCUACUAAAUGAAACUUCAGAUUCGAAUCCCACUCUACCUAUUCCAAACAGGCCUUCUGAUGACUCAAGUUCCUCAUGCCUCCACCAACAAACCAUGAAUGACGAAUUAUCAAGUGAUGAUGUGCUAUCCAGACAUGCCACUGCUAUUGUGAUGACUGCUAGAGAGAAACAUCAUCUCUCACAGAGUGGUGUGAAUGAUGUUGUGGCUGAGGUUCAGGCGUAUCAAGCUCAGUUACUGAACAGCUUGAGGAGUCAGCUACAAACAGCGAGAAGCUUUGGGACUCUUUGACUCCUUUAAAGAUCCAUUUGCUGCAGUUUCAACAUCAUAUAGACAGGACAGUGUCAUAAAAGAAAAAUUCAAUUUUGUGGAAGCAGAAGAGGUUUCAGUCGGAUUAGCAGUAUGUCGUCAGAAAAGAAAAAAACAAAGAGACCUCGCAAUAAAAAAACAAAUGUUUCCAUUAUAUACCCCUGAUAAAGAGUUUAGAACAAUUAAUGUCUCAUCCAAAAAUCUUUGCCAUGAUAAAUGGUGGAUCUCAGAAAUGCAGCAGUGGAUAUUUUUAUGACAUCAUAGAUGGUGAACUAAUGCUUUCACACCCUUUAUUUUCUUCUAGACCCUCUGCUUUACAGAUAGUUCUUUAUUCAGAUGAAAUCGAAAUUUGCAAUCCACUUGGGUCUCAAGCUUCAAAGAAUAAGUUGCUCAUGUUUUACUACACUUUGGGAAACAUUAAUCCAAAGUACAGGUCAAAAUUAGCUUCAAUCCGCCUUCUUGCUAUUGCAAAGCAAAGUGAACUCUCAGAAUGUGGAGUUGAUGCCAUAUUGGCAAGAUUGCAUGAGGUAAAGCUAUAUAAUGGCGUGAAGAUUCAUCUUCCAUGUGGUGAACAUGAGAUAUAUGGAGCAGUGGUUUCCGUAUGUGGAGAUACUUUAGCUCAACAUGAGUUAUGUGGAUUUAAAGAGGGUGUGGGCUUUGCAUACAGUAAAUGCCGACAUUGUGAAUGUUCUUUUGAAGACAUGCAAAUGUUUUUUAAUGAUGAAAACUUUGAGCAAAGAACACUGGAAAGACAUAUUCGACAGUGUAGUGACAUUGAGAAAGCCAGUACUGAAUAUCUCAGGAACAGCCUUAAAACUACAUAUGGAAUAAACCGAAGGAGCAAAGUAAUGGAUUUCCCUGCCUUUAAUUUAAUCCAUCAAACUCCUCAAGAUAUAAUGUAUGUAAUUCUUGAGGGCAUUGCUCCUUUGGAAAUUAAGUGUAUCCUGAAACAAUUGGUGCUUUUGGGACAACUGGUCCUUGAUGCUUUCAAUGCUGAUAUAAUUGGAUUCCCAUACUCUCCACAAGAUACUAGAGAUAGGCCUAGCCCUAUUGCGUUCAGUACAUUAGCUUCCAAUGACAACAAACUGAAGCAGUCAUCUGGUCAAAUGCUUGUUUUACUCAAAAUAGUGCCCUUUCUAUUGGAUGUGAUUAAAAGUACUGCAUAUUUUUCCUUCAUUCUUGAGCUUCUGGAGAUUGUUCAAAUUUUGUUUUCACCUGUUAUUAGCCUUGAGACUACUGAUAAGUUGAAAGUACUUAUUGAACAGCAUCUUAAACAUUUUAAGGAUCUUUUCUCAGAAAACAACAUUACAUCUAAACAGCAUUACUUGAUUCAUGUUCCAUCCCAGAUUAAACUGUUGGGACCAAUGCUCCGUCACAUGUGCAUGAGGUUCAAAUCCAAACAUUGUUUUUUUUAAAAAUGGGUUUCAAAAGUAAAUUUCAAAAAUGUCUGUAAGUCCUUAAUUAAGCACAACCAAAUGUUUGAAUGUUGUCAGAAUGUAAACCGUUCCAACCACCCGAUUUUUGGCAGUGAAUGUGUAUUGGGACCAGUAUCAGAAGUAAAAAACAUGGCGUAUUUGAAAGGAAAAGUAAGGGACUACUUUGGAGUUGAUCAGAUAGACCAUGCAGUGUCUGUUAAGUGGAUUACUUUAAAUGGAAACAAAUACAUUAGUGAAAAAACAUUAGUAGUGUGUAUGGCAAAUGGUAGUAGUCUACCGGAAUUUGGACUUGUGAGGAACAUAUUUGUCAUAAAUUCAUCUUUGUAUUGUUUUGAAUGUCAGAUGUACAGUACAGUCUGUUUUGACAGAGACUACAUGUCUUAUAAAAUUGAGGUUCCCAACCUGGCAGAGGCAACUGAACUAGUAAAUGCAGACUAGUAAAUGCUAGGUGUGUUCUAGAUUGAAUACGUUUUGAAUUAUUCUGGAUGUAUAACAAUUUCAAACAAAAUAAUUAUUUAAUUUGCCAUUGGGAUAUUUUGGAAUAAUCUGCGUUCAAUACAAGUUGAGUUCAUCGACAUUGUUUUGAUA
Carassius gibelio (silver crucian carp) is the source of this 3000-nucleotide messenger RNA. RefSeq lists its product as uncharacterized. The coding region runs from base 1162 to 2391 and encodes 409 amino acids. The record is from RefSeq and is a predicted model, not a curated record. NCBI's taxonomy places the organism in Eukaryota, Metazoa, Chordata, Actinopteri, Cypriniformes, Cyprinidae. The transcript is spliced from 3 exons.